Messenger RNA from Staurois parvus, 2308 nucleotides. Lineage: Eukaryota; Metazoa; Chordata; Amphibia; Anura; Ranidae. The record is from the annotation of a GenBank genome assembly.
CCGCCAUCUUUUGCCGGGGCUCGCUGACUGUCGGAGGCCUUCGGUGUAUUCUCCUGUGGUGUAGUCGCACGGACAGAGGCCAGGAUGUUCGCGGGGGCUCCGCGGAAGAAGAAGAGCAGUGGGAAGCAGCAGGCGGAGCUGCUGGUGUUCGGCUAUGCCUGCAAGGUGUUCCGGGACGACGAGAAGGCCCUGUACCAUGAGCAGGGCCGGCACCUCAUCCCAUGGAUGGGAGACAACAACAUUCUCAUCGAUAGCCGUUUGGCUAAGGGUGGAGCCUAGCCAUGAUUUUACCACCAAGGGAUCCACGCUUCUCUGGCGAAGAUUUCUGCUGCGGAUGCGGACUAGCAGAAAGAAGCGAGAAAAUAUCCAGCGUUUGGUUCUUUCGGAUAGGUAUGAUGGGCGUGGUCAUUUGCAUGACCUAUCUGAAUAUGAUGCAGAGCACAACUCAUGGAACAGAAACUACAAUAUAUCUGAAGAAGAGGCUCGUAUAGAAGCUUUGUGUGAUGAAGAGAGGUAUUUAGCGUUGCAUACGGACUUGCUUGAAGAGGAAGCAAGGCAAGAGGAAGAAUAUAAGCGGCUAAGUGAAGCCCUUGCAGAAGAUGGAACAUAUAAUUCAGUGGGUUUUCAAUAUCAGAGUGACUACUAUGAUCCUUCACAACCCACAGAAGAAGAGGAGCCACAAAAAGAAGACAAAGAUUCAAGCGAUGUUGAAGAUAAUGAAGAGCCUUUUAUUGCACCUGAAGGCCUGAAUGUGCCAUCUGAUGUAGAACUGCCGCCUACAGCAAAAAUGCACGCCAUCAUUGAACGCACAGCAAAUUUUGUCUGCAAGCAGGGUGCUCAGUUUGAAAUCAUGUUAAAGGCAAAACAAGCCCGGAAUUCACAGUUUGACUUCUUGCGUUUUGACCACUACCUCAACCCCUACUAUAAGCACAUACUGAGAGCCAUGAAGGAGGGACGCUACACUAUGCUGGCGGAAAAAACAAAUGAAGAGCAUAAAAAAACUGUGGUAAGCACAGAUAAUGUCGAUGAGGAGGAUGAUGACGAUGAUGAUGAAGACAGUGAUUACUUACAUCCAAGUCUGUUUGCCUCAAAGCGAUGUAGUAGGCUUGAAGAGCUCACAAAGCCCUUAAAGGUGAUUGAUCCAGACCACCCACUAGCAGCUCUUGUCAGAAAAGCUCAGAAUGAAAAGAUGGCCUCUCAGCUAGCUGCUAAUGUUGCACCUGCUCCACCUCCAGCUACUCAGACAGAAAGCACUACCGAGACAACGGUGGCCUCUACAUAUUAUAAUUACUACAUGCUACCUGAUGGAACUUACUGUCUUGCACCUCCUCCUCCGGGAAUGGAUGCCAGUGCAUGUUAUAGUUCAGUACCUGCAGGGGAAAAUGCACAGAGUACAAAAGAAGCUGCUCUAUCUGUUCCACAAGCCACCAUCUUGCCAUCUGUAAACAGCAUUGACAGCAGCAACACCUUAACUGCUGGUUUAAGUGCCACAAGCACACUUGCUCCAGUCGUGGCUAUUAUUCCUCCACCUCCUGACAUCCAGCCUGUAAUUGAUAAGCUUGCUCAGUAUGUGGCACGGAAUGGAAUUAAAUUUGAGACUAGUGUCCAAGCAAAGAAUGAUUCAAGGUUUGAGUUUCUACAGCCCUGGCACCAGUAUAAUCCAUACUAUGAAUUUAAGAAGCAGUUUUUCAUGCAAAAAGAAGGAAUUCUUCUUUCUCAGCCAUAUACAUCACCAGAUGACAACAGCAUUUCUACAGAAUCUCUACAGGACCCUGUGAUGCACAAUGAUACUGUGGAUGAUGAAACGAAUGCCGCAGGAGCAUCAAGUACCAUCUUUGAUGCAUCUUCUAGUAACAAACUUAUAUCUGAUGGGAAACUGAAAGUAUCAUUUGCUCCAAUAAGCUUUGCCAUAAAGGUGAAAGAAACGGAUCUUCUGCCUCUUGAAAAAAACAGAGUUAAAUUAGAUGAUGACAGUGAAGAGGAGGAAGAUGGCGAUGGCAAAGAUGGACAGCAAAAUAAAACCAGCAGUUCUAGUAAUAGCCAGAACUUAAGCACUGCAGCUAUUGUUGUUGAAGAAAAGAAACCACAGUUAACUCCAGAGGAGCUGGAGGCAAAGCAAGCAAAGCAGAAGCUAGAGGACAGACUGGCAGCAGCAGCCAGAGAGAAAUUAGCACAAGCAGCCAAGGAAUCCAAAGAGAAACAACUACAGGCUGAGCGCAAAAGGAAGGCAGCACUUUUCCUUCAAACACUAAAGAAUCCAUUAGAGAUGGAAUCAGGGAGGACAGAGGAGAACAAUUACAACCAAGAG